This is a messenger RNA of Clunio marinus, 3795 nucleotides long. Lineage: Eukaryota; Metazoa; Arthropoda; Insecta; Diptera; Chironomidae. The record is from the annotation of a GenBank genome assembly.
AUUCAAGUGCUCUGAAAUGCUGUAGAUAAAACAUUACACAAAAGACGAAAACGACGAGAACGACGAGAAGCAAGUUACUUCAACAUUCAUAAGAUGCAUUCAAAAUUUAAAUUAUAUAGUAUCUUCAAUGGAAUAAUUCAUAUAAUACUUUUGCUAAACAUACUGAUGUACUUCAACAAUGGCUUGGCUCAAAUGCAAUCGACAGAGAAGGCAGAAAAGAACGCAAUCGAUAAACAUGCUGUUGAAGGAAGAAGAGUUUCCCUUCCUUGUCCUUUAUCAGCUCCGUCCAGAGAUAAGGUUUACAUGGUUCUUUGGUUCAAGAAUGAUGUUAAAAUUCCCAUGUACAGUUUCGAUGUUCGAGGUAAGCCUUUGCAACAAGCAAGACAUUGGUCAGCACCGGAAAUUUUCGGAUCUCGUGCCAAAUUUAAUGCUGAUACUGAUCCAGCAACUUUAGAUAUUGAAGAUAUUCGACGUCAUGAUGAAGGAAUUUAUCGAUGUCGCGUAGAUUUUCGCACAAGUCAAACACAAAGCUUUAGAUAUAAUCUGACCGUAAUAAUUUUACCUGAAUAUCCUGUGGUUUUGAACCGUCGGGGUCGUCCAUUAAAUGGAACGGUCUUAGGACCGAAGGAAGAAGGCGAUGACGUUUUACUGACGUGUCGAGUUGUCGGUGGUCGUCCUACGCCAAUGGUGCGUUGGCUUGUCAACGGUUUAAUUGUCGAUGAACAAGUAGAACAAUCGACUGGUGAUCUCAACGAGAAUCGUUUGAUGUGGCCUUCCGUUCAACGUUCUGACUUAAACUCGAUAUUUACGUGUCAAGCUAUAAACACGCAGCUUGUUGAGCCACGUGAAAGCAGUUUCGUGUUGGAUCUUCAUCUGAAGCCACUUCAAGUGAAAAUAUUAAAUCCAAUGACUCCAUUAGUGGCCGACAGACGUUACGAAGUAAGUUGUGAAAGUAGAGGCUCAAGACCAAACGCCAUCAUCACAUGGUACAAGGGAAAACGCCAGCUGAGGCGAACUAAAUUAAUUACACCACAAAUGUUGUCAUUACAGGAAGAAGUACUUACAAAUAUCACAAAAUCCGUUCUCAACUUCGUACCAACAACAGAAGAUGAUGGAAAAUCGAUAACAUGUCGCGCUGAAAAUCCUAAAAUUCCAGGCCAAUCAGCGCUCGAAACAACAUGGAAAAUUGAAGUUAUAUAUCCACCUUUAGUGACAUUAAGACUUGGAUCGACACUUAUUGUCGACGAUAUAAAAGAAAGUGACGAUAUCUAUUUUGAAUGUGACAUCAAAGCAAACCCACCAUGGAGGAAACUUUCAUGGUUGCAUGAUGGCAUCGUCAUAUCGCAUAAUGCAAGCGCUCGAAUCAUCAGAUCCAACCAAAGUCUCGUGCUUCAAAGAGUCAAUAAAAACUCUAGUGGAAAUUAUUCAUGCAGUGCCAUAAAUGCGGAAGGUGAAACGGUCAGCAAUCAAUUGCCUUUGCGUGUGAAAUAUGCACCCGUUUGCAUAACCGAUAAAAUUGUUAUUGUCGGUGCAUAUCGAAGUGAGAAUUUGAAUGUUGUGUGCGAAGUGCAUGCUGAUCCGCCUCCCAGAUCAUUCAAAUGGAAAUUUAAUAGUUCGGGCGAGUCUUUUGAAUUGCCAAAGGAACGACAUUUUAAGAACGGGUCACAAAGUAGCAUCCUACGUUACACACCAAUCAUGGAUCAGGAUUAUGGAACAUUGACCUGUAGCGGGCAAAAUGAAGUAGGCGAACAAUCGAUUCCUUGUAUUUUCCAAGUCAUCCUGGCAGGUUUACCAUCACCUGUCCGAAACUGUUCAAUUAACAAUCAAACCCAACACUCAUUGGACAUUCAAUGUCUACCUGGCUAUGAUGGCGGCUUACCGCAAAUAUUUUUGCUCGAAUUGAUUGCAGUCAGGAGUGGAAAAUUGAGAUUAAACCUGACUAAUGUUGAUGAGCCUUACUUCGUCAUCGAUGCGUUAGAAUCUUACACGUCAUAUGACACAUAUGGAGAUGAAUCAUUAAGAGCGGUAGUUUAUAGUGUCAAUCAAAAAGGACGAAGUGCCGCGACAACUGUAAGAGAAUUUGAUUUCGAUGAAAAUGGUGAAAAUCGAGCAGCUGUGAUGAACUCUGCAAUGGAUUUAUCGCCCAUUUUAUUAGGAAUAUUAUUUACACUCGUUUUACUUUGUCUCGUCAUUUUCAUUAAACUUUAUUGUUAUCGUUCAACAUCAUCGAAUAUCAAUAACUCACAUGAAAACACAAAACAUUCAAACAACAUUAAAAAUGAUGGAACAAAGUUUUCUGAAAAUCAAAAGAAAAAUACUCCACAACGAUGGCAGAACUGUGAUGGAAAAUCAAAGGAACUUCGAGCAACGACUGACUUAUUGGAAGAUGAGAAAGAUCCUGAUGUGAUACCACAUGGUAAAAAGACGGAAAAGUCUUUAAAUGUCAUUCCCACAACACAGCAUCAUUUCGCAUCUACGAGAGACGAUGCGGAGAACGAAUGGACAGAUGGGAACGUUAAUUCAUAUUAUAAUCAAUUUAUCAAUCAGAAUGCUCGACUCAAAGAGACGACCGUAGGUUUGUCAUCGUUAUCGACUGAAUCUUCGAUUGUUACGUCAACCCCAAAGUCGCAGUCAAUCAUUUCAAACAGCAAUGUUGAAUCAUCAGCAGCAACAGCAGCAGCAAAUUCAAAUCCAUUCCAACAAGUUUCGAGAACAGCCAACGGCGAAAUCCAAUCAAAUCAAACAGUUGAUUACGAUUUUAACAUCAACGCCAUAAAAACUCUUCUGAUGACCUCAAAAGUACCAGAAAGCUGCGUGUGAAUGUUUGUGAUGAUGAAAAAAGGUUUUCGUUGGUUAAAGUCAAUUACAGAUUUUUAUUUACUUUUAUUAUCACGACGAACGACUGAUACGCAAUAUUACUAACAGGUCGAAUGAAAUAUCAUCCAAUGAACUUCGAUUUUAAAACAUUCUCUCCAAAAAGAAGAUCAAUUUAAACGUAAGUGUUUUGCGGGAGGUGAAAAAGGUCAGAGGAAGAAAUCAUUGUAUCGACAAUAACUUUUCUCUUCCAUUUGAUUUCGGUGCUUUCUUUUCUGGCGCGAUGUCAUUUCGAAUUUUCUUUCUUUAUUGCCUCACCGUCGUCUCCAUUUCUCAUCCAAUUUCGAUUCUGAUUUAUUGAAGUGCUGAAGAAAAUAUAAAAAUAAAAAAAAGUGUACAGAAUUGAGAGAAAGGAGAAGAAAAAUGAAAACUUUUAUUCCUGUAUUUACCCAACCUUUGUAAAUAAACUUGUAAAUAUCUUCGGAUAGACUUUAAAAGUAAUUUAAAAGUAAAGAGAUUUCUGGUGGAAAGAAGUUAAAAACUUUUCUUUAAACUUCCGGUUAUGUUAAAAUUCAUCCUUUUCUGAAUAAAGUCGUGAAGUAGAAAUUGACUUUGCAACUUUUUUUCCAUCUUUCUUUCAUCUAUUUCUGUGACUUGAUCUUGCAUUUUUAAUGACAUCAGGUUUCAUCUGUAAAAUCUUUUUUAAUUAAAAUCUGUCAUUCUUCAUUAAAAAUAAACACUCAAAGAUUUUUUUAGAAUUGCGAAUUUUAAAAGGUCACUCAAAGAACUUUCACUUGUUACCGAGAUUUUAAUUUAUUUAUUUAAUAAAAAUCCUUCAUCGUGAACUUCUUCCACCAGUUGAAUCUUGAGUUAAUUAGUGGAUAGAUAGAUAUUGUUUAUAAGACUUUAUGUAUGUUAAUAAGCAUCCGUAUAAGAAUAAAAAAAAGAUCAUGUCAGAAAGUUUUGUUUCGUUUCACUUGA